CCGUCUUCCAUUUGACACCUCUGUCAGUUUAAUUUCAAGAUCUCCAUCUCAUAAAACCCUAGCUCUGCUUCAAUCGAUCAUCCUCUGGUAAAUUCUCUCAAUUCAUACACAUUUCUUACUACAGAUUCUUCUUCAUAAUCAUUGCAGUUUAGAUUCGAUCCACUAGGUAGUAUGCUGCACGUACCGACGACGAUUGAGGAACAGUUGAUUUUGAGAGCAAUUAAGGAAGAAUGUUCAUGGGAGAAUCUCCCAAAGCGGCUGCAGUCCACUUUGAGUUCCAAGGAUGAAUGGCAUAGAAGGAUAACUGAACAUUGCAUAAAGAAAAGGCUCCAGUGGAGCUCAUCUUUUGUCCGUAAAGUAUGCAGAGAAGCAGAGUAUUAUGAGGACAUGAUGCGUUAUCUUCGAAGGAACUUAGCUCUGUUUCCUUAUCACCUUGCUGAUUAUGUUUGCCGUGUCAUGAGGAUUUCUCCAUUCAGAUACUACUGUGAUAUGAUAUUUGAAGUCAUGAAAAAUGAGCAACCGUACGAUAGCAUACCGAAUUUCAGCGCGGCGGAUGCCCUUCGACUCACUGGUAUUGGCAGAAAUGAAUUCAUUGAUAUCAUGAACAAAUGUAGAUCUAAGAAAAUUAUGUGGAAGCUGAACAAGUCCAUCGCCAAGGAAUCGUUGCCCACACAUCCCGUGGACUUUGCAAUCGAACCAUGGUGGGGAGUUUGUCUUGUCAACUUUACUUUGGAAGAAUUUAAGAAACUUUCAGAAGAAGAAGGAGCAACGAUUGACAAGAUAUGUAAAGAAGAAGCAAAUGCGUAUAUACUUUUUGACCCUGUUGUCAUCAAGGGUCUUUAUAGACGAGGACUAGUCUACUUUGAUGUACCUGUUUACGCUGAUGACCGUUUUAAAGUAUCCAGGCUAGAAGGCUUUGUUUCCAACCGAGAACAGUCGUAUGAAGAUCCCAUUGAGGAGCUGCUUUAUGCUGUUUUUGUGGUUUCAAGUGAGAACUCAACUGUUGCUGAGCUGGCAACAACAUUACAGGCAGAACUCUCUCAAUUACAGGCUGCUGCAUCUUUUGCUUGUAGACUAGGGUGGGCAGUCAAACUAAUUGACCCGGGAUCUGUUCUUCUAGAUCAAACUUCUAAUGUUCUCAAUGAUGAUGAAGACGGUUCUCUUGCUACUGGAAACACGUCGCUUGAUCCCGGUUUAUUUCAACAAGAUAGUUUAGGGCCAAGCUCUGCUUAUGCGCGUGUGGCAUUUGUGGUUGAUGCUAACAUAACAUCGUACCUUAUGAUGGGCUCUGUUUCACCUGGCUUAAAAUCUCAUGCAGUAACACUGUAUGAAGCUGGAAAACUAGGGCAUGCUAGCAUUGAAGAUCUUUGCAAUGAUCUAAGCACAUUAGAAGGAGCAAAGUUUGAAGGAGAGCUACAGGAAUUUGCCAAUCAUGCCUUUAGCCUUCGGGUUGUUCUAAAAUGUUUAACAUCUGGAGGACUCUCUCCAGAUGAGUUGGACACACCUGCCGUUAAUUCUUCCAACAAUGAAGAGGUGGCUGACAUGUCACUAAAGCAAGAGUCCGAUCCUGCUGGCUCGGGCCCACUUGCUAAUGAUUCCGAUACCGCAAAUGGAACUACCAUUGAUGUUGAAAAGGUUAUUCAAAAGAAAGUGAGGCAAUACCGUGUGGAUAUUCUGCGGUGUGAAAGUUUGGCUAAUCUUCCACCAACAACACUAGAGAGUUUGUUUAAACGUGACUAUGAUAUUAUCGUGUCAAUGGUUCCUCUUCCUGUUUCUUCUUUUCUACCGGGCCCCAAAGGCCCGGUUCACUUCGGCCCACCUUCACAUUCCUCCAUGUCACCAUGGAUGAAUUUGGUAUUAUACUCAGCUGUCGGGUGUGGGCCUGUUUCAGUUGUCUUAAUGAAAGGUCAAUGUUUAAGAUUGCUUCCUGCACCCUUGGCGGGUUGUGAGAAAGCCCUUGUAUGGUCAUGGGACGGGUCUACGGUUGCAGGUUUAGGGUCCAAGUUUCAAGGGAAUUUAGUCAAAGGGAAUAUUCUGUUACAUUGUAUAAAUUCACUUCUUAAACACACCGCCAUUUUUGUACAGCCAUUUAGUAGGUUUGACGUUAACGAGUCUGGAAAAUUGAACACCAUUGAUAUUCCUCUUCCAUUAAAGAACUCGGAUGGUUUGUUUGCUGGUAUAGAGAAGGAAGCAUUAGGUUUAGAGCUAACCACCAAUGAACUUUCGAAACUGAACUCUUUAUUGAGUAAUUUGGCGGAUAAGUUGUCGUUAUGGACUGUCGGUUAUAUUCGUUUGUUGAAGCUUUUUAAAGACGGAAACAAAAACGUGUUUGCGCCAGAUGAUGAUGAUGUGAACUAUGAGUGGGUUCCGUUAUGUGUGGAGUUCGGGAUUCCGUUGUUUAGUCCAAAGUUAUGCAAUUUUAUAUGUCAAAGAGUGGUUUCAUCACAAUUACUUCAAACGGAUUCUUUUACUGAGAAUCGUGAUGCAAUGCAAGAACUGAGACGGAGGUUACAUGAAACAUGUUGUGAGUAUCAGUCAACUGGUUCAAGUGCAAGGAUGCUUUACCAAAGGGAUCGACAUCAACCAAAUACUCAAAAGGGUCAACUUAUGACUUAUGCAAGUCAAAGAUGGAGCCCUCUCACGGAACCCUCUUCUCCUAUCGCUGGAACAAGUGAUUAUCAAAGAUUGAAACUUGCCAACAGGCAACGUUAUCACUCCGAAAUCCUCAGCUUUGAUGGAAACAUCUUAAGAUCAUAUGCCUUGACCCCAGCUUAUGAAGAUGAGACCAAAUUGAAUGAAGAGAGUGGUAAGACAGAAUCAGAUGAUGUCAAGGACACCGGCGAAACCAUGCUGCCAGGUGUCAAUCUUUUGUUUGAUGGAUCCGAGUUGCGUCCUUUUGACAUAGGUGCUUGCCUUCAGGCCCGACAACCCGCAUCUUUAAUCGCUGAGGCUUCAGCAAUGUCUGCUGCAAUUAAAUAGGAGGGGCCCCAUUGUGACAUUUUAGAGGCGAAUUGUGUAUACCCUUAACAAGAGUUUCUUUUUGUUGAUGAGGGAGGAAAUUCAUCUUCUUGUCCUUCAUGCUUCUUAAGCUAUAUCUCCGGUUUGUAUCAAGUGAACGAAGACCUUAAGCCGGCUGUUGUUUUACCACAUUAAAAAUCUCGAAAUCUAAAGUACAAGUCGCUAUACUGUUAUUAACUGAAGGUUCUGUUUACACAUACUUGAGGGGUGCACCCCAAAAUUGUAUUUGCUUAUUGCAGAGUGUUAUGGGGAAUAUGAGAGUGGAUUGAUUUGUGAGAACAGGGAUAAACUUGGUCUAUUUUGAUUAUCUUUAUGUAUAAGUCGAACAAUCAUCAUGAUGAACAUUGAUUCGGAUCCCCCUUUUGUGCUGUGUGUAUCAUUACUGUUUUAAGUAAUGUUUUUGAGUUCAAUGAAGAAAUGCUUUUGUUCAAAA
Helianthus annuus (common sunflower) is the source of this 3451-nucleotide messenger RNA. Its product is annotated as protein FAM91A1. The record is from RefSeq and is a predicted model, not a curated record. The transcript has 11 exons. Lineage: Eukaryota; Viridiplantae; Streptophyta; Magnoliopsida; Asterales; Asteraceae. Bases 172 to 2979 code for a protein of 935 amino acids.